Molecule: messenger RNA, 1580 nt
Organism: Babesia bovis T2Bo
Lineage: Eukaryota; Apicomplexa; Aconoidasida; Piroplasmida; Babesiidae
Product: putative integral membrane protein
Exons: 9
Coding region: 5-1555 (516 amino acids)
Source: RefSeq, a predicted model, not a curated record
UUUAAUGUUAUAUUUUUCAAUAUUACGUUUAUUAGGUGUGUAUAUAAAUUACGGUUUAAUUAUAGUUCCAUUUAGUGCUACAUCAUUUGUUUUUCGCCGUCUUGACGGCGGUGUUGCCAUUCAUGGGCAUCAUGGCGUUUGUGAAACGGCAUUCCGGGUAUAUAAUGUACCGCCUAGAGGAUCGCGUCUAGCUCGGGAAUUGGCGAAAGCGGACUCCGAUCCUCUUAGCACAUUACCUUGGGUAUAUGAAGACACGCUUGGUGAAAGCUUUACUAAGGAACAAUGCUUUGGAUAUCAGUUUUUAAAGAAUGAAUGGGCUUAUUUAGAUCAUUCCAUGGACCCUUUACAACCUGCCGGUGUAAUUGAGGGCGGGAAGUCAAACUAUACGGGAAAAGGGCUUAUUUUAGAGGGUGGUCGUGAUCGCCAGCGUACUGAACGUAUGCCGUAUCACCUGGAUCAUGGUGUUAAAUGGCGUGAGCGUGCUCCCAUGGGAUCUGUAACAUUUAAUAUGAGCCCUGAUGCAAACCAAGAUGUGCGUUUAGAUGAGACUGAUUUGAAUCUUGAAGGUCGGCAAUGGGGAGCCUGGAGCGUUCCAAUGUACAGUUAUUUGCCGGUUAUGGAUUCCGCAUAUAGAUCUCGCAAUGUUAUAGACAACCCUACUGACAUAUGUUAUCCUUGGAUAGUGCGCCAUGAUGUUUUUGAGCGCACUCCUAUUCAUAUGAGACGCGGCCCUAGUUUUAUUCCUGAACCUGAUCCUGAUAUGGUUCUUGCUGCUGCAGGUCACUUUGGUGGUUAUAUGGAACGUCCAUUUAUCCUUCCUAGCGAGGCUAUAAGGCGUCAAAAUCGUCUGCUUACGGAAUGGGAUCGUCUAGAAGCCGAAUACAACAAGAAUCCUGACCCUUCUAUUGCAGAGCGUAUACGUGCGAUAAAAGAUGCUUUAUGCGGUUACAAUGACAUGAUUGAUGAGACUGAUCCGGAGUUAACUACACCUGUUGAAGCUGCAUUGACUAUGCUUCGUGGUAUCACAAGACAAUAUAGGGAUGACCCUGCGCAUAAUCCCGAUGUGAUUGAUUAUUACCUUCGGAUGGUGCCGGAUCCAACCGCUGUUGGCGGUGGAUGCAGUCACUAUGAAGGCCCAGGAAAGACAGUAGCCCUCUGUUUAGUAGGAUACUUUCCUGAUCCAAAGGACUUUAGGGAGUAUACUUCGAUAGAGGAGCUUGCGGAAGCAUACCAUAGGUUGAUAACAGAGUUACGUUUUGAGGGCCGAUCACACACUGUUUCACAAAUGGUAGUUGAUGAGGACAUUCAGGAGUAUGCUCUACGCCGUGAACGUCGUAAAUUCCCCCGGCUGAUGGCUGAAUACAAGCCAUUAUGGACCCACCGCAAGUUUGGUCCUGAAUUCGGUGAUGCGUUGAAAACUGGACAGGCCAUCUCAGAAUCCGAUCUCACUAGUUUUGGAACUAACCUACGCAAACGGGAACGUUGCACAUCGGAAGAGGAUCGUGCUAAGAACUUUGUUGAUGACUAUGUCUGCUUCUCGCAGGAAUGUGGCUAGUUUUCUUCGCUGAUUCCCCAUAUAU